Messenger RNA from Uloborus diversus, 1759 nucleotides. It is a transcript of the gene Rbbp5, whose product is annotated as retinoblastoma-binding protein 5 homolog. The record is from RefSeq and is a predicted model, not a curated record. Lineage: Eukaryota; Metazoa; Arthropoda; Arachnida; Araneae; Uloboridae. Gene Ontology annotation, cellular component: Set1C/COMPASS complex. Gene Ontology annotation, molecular function: protein binding. Bases 122 to 1654 code for a protein of 510 amino acids. The transcript has 15 exons.
GAAAAAUACGUGAAUUUUACGUUUUUUCAGGACCUUUCUAUUUUUGGCAGUCGGUAUUUUUACUGGGGAACUAUUCGCGGUAGUAGUAAUAUAAUUUCCCCCAUUAGGAUUGAUUUCUAAUAUGAAUUUGGAGUUGUUAGAAUCCUUUGGACAGAAUUAUCCUGAAGAGUUUGAUGGAGCAUUAGACUGCAUCAGCAUCGCCAUAACUUGUGCAUUCAACCGACAUGGGACCAUCCUCGCUGUGGGCUGCAAUGAUGGCAGAAUUUUCCUCUGGGAUUUCCUGACCAGGGGAAUUGCCAAGAUAAUCUGUGCACACAUCCACCCUGUGUGCUCGUUGAGCUGGAGUCGAAGCGGUCACAAACUGUUCAGUGCUUCUACGGACAAUAGGGUAAAAAUGUGGGAAGUGCUUACCGGUGAAUGCCUGUUUGAAUAUCGGUUCCCGUCUCCUGUCCUUAAAGUGCAGUUUCACCCCAGGAAUGACAAUUUGGUGUUGGUUUGUCCCAUGAAGCAUCCUGCAAUACUCAUUCACACAGACCGAGAGGAUGAGCCGCACUCCCUGAUACCUUUGGAUGAUGAGGGUGAUGUGAACAUAGUUGGUUCGUUUGACCGUAAGGGAGCCCACGUUUAUACUGGCAAUGCUAAAGGAAAGAUUCUAGUGUAUUCUAUUCCUGAUUUGGUGCUCAAAGCCUCCUUUCGUGUAACCACCGGUACCUCAAACAGCACCUCCAUUAAAUCGAUAGAGUUUGCUCGGAGAGGAGACUGCUUCCUAGUCAAUGCGGCAGAUCGCAUUAUCCGUGUCUACAAAACGACUGAAGUUCUUUCUUGUGGGAAAGAUGGAGAGCCUGCUCCUAUUCAAAAACUGCAAGAUUUGGUGAACAAAAGUACAUGGAAGAAGUGCUGUUUUUCAGGGGAUGGCGAAUACAUUUGUGCAGGCUCCGCACGACAGCACUCUCUCUACAUUUGGGAGAAGAGUCACCUCGUCAAAAUCCUGCACGGGACCAAAGGAGAACUUUUACUUGAUGUCAUUUGGCAUCCAGUGAGGCCCAUAGUCGCUUCCAUAUCGAGCGGUCUGGUUUCAAUAUGGGCUCAACCACAAGUGGAAAACUGGAGUGCCUUUGCCCCAGACUUCAAAGAACUGGACGAAAAUGUUGAAUAUGAAGAGCGGGAGAGUGAGUUUGAUGUUGAAGAUGAAGACAAGAGCCCGGAGUUGAAUCCCCAGAAAGAAGAAGAUGAUGAAGUUGUAGAUGUGGUGAGUGUAGAGCCUAUUGCAGCAUUUUGCAGCAGUGAUGAGGAGGAGUCUAGAGAUCAGAGCAGUGCCCUCCUCUUUCUUCCAAUCACGCCUGAAAUAGAAGAUCCAGAAGAGGGGUGGGGUCCUGCCACAGACUUGACACCUGAAGAACCGCCUUCUGGGAAAAGGCCUCCAUCUGAGCCAGCAGGCUCCAAGAAAAAACGAACAAAAUUUGUUGACAUUGACUUACAGAAUGCCCCAAAAGAUGAAAUACAUCCUUUGCUGAAUGUCAAAUCUAAAGAAAAGGUGAACCCACCAGCCAAAAAAGUAGGCAAAGGCAAACAACCCAGAGUGUCUUCAGGUGACAAACCAGCUGGACGAACAAAGCAAGCCAGCAAACACAAAGAAAGGAGUGUCUUUACGUGAGAAAUCUGCUGGAGCAGUUAGACAAGUUGUCGAGCACAGAGAACAGCUAUGUGGUUUUCAAAAAACACUUGAUGGGGAGUAUGAAUUUUAUGCUAAAGAACUCAG